AUGAGUCCCACAAGUGCUGCUGGUCCAGAUGGUAUGAAUGGUAAAUUCUACCAAGCAUGCUGGGACAUUAUUAAAACUGACCUUUUGAAUGUGGUUCUGGAUUUCUUUGGAGGGAGCUCAAUGCCCAAAUACAUGACUAAUGCUUGUAUAGUCAUGCUUCCCAAAGUGGAAUUCCCCAACUCUCUAACAGAAUUCAGACCAAUCAGUUUAAGCAACUUCAUCAACAAAGUAAUCUCCAAAGUCAUUUCUUCAAGAUUGGCACCUAUUCUUCCUAGAGUCAUCUCAGACAACCAAUCAAGUUUUGUAAAAGGAAGAAACAUCUCAGAAAACAUCAUAUGUGGUUUUUUCCAGUCCUCUAGAGGUUUGAAACAAGGAGAUCCCUUGGCUCCUUCCCUCUUCAUACUAGGGGCAGAAUUGCUUUCCAGAAUGCUCAACAUGCUUACCAAUGAUCAGUUCUUCAAUGGGUUUUAUAUGCAGAGAAGAGACCCCCAGAUCAAUCAUCUCAGCUUUGCAGAUGAUAUCAUUAUUUUCUCAUCAGGAAGCAGAUCAUCACUGAAAAGGAUCAUGUGGAUUCUGAAAACAUAUGAAGACAUUUCAGGAAAACAAAUCAACAAGAGCAAAAGUCACUUCAUGACAGCAGCUUGUGUUAGGCAGUCUACUGUGAGAAAAAUCCACUCUCUCACUGGUUUCACAAGAAAAGCCUCACCCUUAACCUAUUUGGGAUGUCCUCUGUACAUAGGAAGGCUUAGAAUUUCUCACUUCAAUAAUCUCAUUGCUAAAGUGGUGGGGAGAACUAAAGGGUGGCAUGGGAAGAUGCUUUCAUAUGGAGGAAGGGCAACUCUAAUCAAAUAUGUUCUACAAUCCUUACCUAUUCACCUUCUAUCAGCCAUUUCCCCUCCUAAAAUAGUGAUGAAGCAGAUUGAGAGGCUGAUGGCUAAUUUCUUUUGGGGCAUGGAAAAGGACAAACUCAAGUACCACUGGGCCUCUUGGCAUAAAUUAUCCUAUCCUGUCAAUGAGGGAGGAAUUGGUUUCAAAUCAAUUGCUGAAGUAUGCAAAGCUAUGGAGUUUAAGCAAUGGUGGCGCUUUAGAACCAAUGAUUCCCUUUGGAGUUCCUUCCUUAAGGCCAAAAACUGUCAAAGAUCCCAUCCCAUCAAAAGAAAAUGGGAAUCUAGGCAAUCCCAAGCUUGGAAGAGGAUGAUGUACAACAAGAAAGAUGCUGAGAAGGCUAUUAUUUGGAGGCUCCAUUCUGGCUCUAGCAGUUUCUGGUGGGACAAGUGGCUAGGAGAUGGCCCUUUGGCUCUCCAAAGAACUACAAGAGGCAGACCUGGCAAGUUAACUAUAUCCUAUUUCUGGGAAGGUGAUCAAUGGAACCUUCAGAAGCUCAAUGAAAUAGCCCCUCCCCAUAAAAUCCCUCAGAUCAUUCAAACCACCAUUCAUUUUAGCCCCAAUACCCCUGAUAAAGCCAUAUGGAAACCAACCAUAACAGGGAAAUUCACUUGUGCGUCUGCUUGGGAACUGCUGAGAACAAAAAGACAACCCAAUAUAUCCAAUAUAAUGACUUGGCACAAGAAAAUUCCCUUCAAAUGGUCCUUUUGCUUAUGGAGAGCUUUAAGGAAUAAACUUCCAACUGAUGACAGGGUCCUCAUGUUCAGCAACCCAACAGUCUCUAGGUGUGUAUGUUGCUCCACGUAUGCUAAUGAAACAGUUGAGAACAUUUUCAGUUUGGGAAACUUUGCAAGGAUUGUUUGGAAAAAAUAUGGGAGCAUUGCAGGCAUACACACAGAAGACAUACCUUUAAGAAUGCUGCUAAUGAAAUGGUAG
Nicotiana attenuata is the source of this 1821-nucleotide messenger RNA. RefSeq lists its product as uncharacterized. Bases 1 to 1821 code for a protein of 606 amino acids. Lineage: Eukaryota; Viridiplantae; Streptophyta; Magnoliopsida; Solanales; Solanaceae. The record is from RefSeq and is a predicted model, not a curated record. The transcript is spliced from 2 exons.